CCCCACCCAUCUUUUAUGCCUUGCCUAGUUCUUCUCUCUAGCUAGCUAGCUAUAGCUAGAUCUCCCUCUGGCUAGAUCUAGUAGCAGCUCACAAAUUCAUGAUGUUGAGUCUGCUUUGCUGGCUGUCUCUGCUCCUGUCUGCUGCUCUAACUUAUAUAUUUUGGAGCAACCUUCCCAGGGCAGUCUGGCAGUAUUACAGACAGUGCAAGUAUUUGAAGAAAUUCCCGUCAUGGCCAGCUCAUUGGCUCUGGGGACACCUUCACCUAGUUAAACCGAAUGAGGAAACGAUUAUGAGGUAUAUGGACUUCAUGAAAGAAAAGAAACCAAAAAUGACAUGUUUUUGGGUCGGACCCUUCUUUGCUUCCGUUGGAGUACACCAUCCGAACUACCUAAAGAUUCUCCUAAAGGAAGAAAAAAGCAGACCGAUAUAUAGAUUGUUUCUGCCUUGGCUUGGAGAGGGUUUACUGAUAGCAGAAGGCCAAAGAUGGGCCCGGAAUAGACGUCUUCUCACCCCAGCCUUCCAUUUUGAAAUACUGAAGGGUUACGUUCCUGUUUACAAUAGUUGUGUUGAAGUAUUUCUAGAAAAGUGGAGAGUAAAAGCACAAGAAGGAAUUCCUGUUAAAAUUUUUGACACUGUCAGCCUGUUGUCAUUGGAUAUAAUCUCUCAAUGUGCAUUCAGUUAUAAGAGUGAUUGUCAAAAUGCAAAGUUCAAGCAUCCAUACGUGAAAGCUGUAUACGAUCUGUCAUUUCUAGUCACUGAUCGAUUCUUGAAUCCGCUACACCACAUUGACUGGCUCUAUGCCCUUACUUCUUCUGGACAGAAAAUGAGAAAGGCUUGCAAACUUGUCCACGAUCAUUCCAUGACUGUUAUAAAUGAGCGAAGGACAGUUCUAAAUCUCCAACAAUUUCCUAAGAAACAAAGCUUCGAUGUUGAUGCUCUUUACAACAAAGUGUCACAGAAUAGGAAGUAUCUCGACUUUCUCGACAUUCUACUUACUGCUACUCAUGAAGAUGGAACUGGACUGUUGGAUGUGGAUAUUCGAGCAGAAGCAGACACGUUUAUGUUUGAGGGACACGAUACAACAACUAGUGGGAUGUGUUGGACUCUUUACUGCCUAGCUAAGCACCCAGAACACCAGGACAAGGUCAGGGAGGAGGUGAGGAGUGUGUUGAUGGACAGAAAUUUCCUUGACUACGAUGACCUCAAAAAUCUUAAGUACACACAGUGGUGCAUUAAAGAAGCUAUGAGGCUCUACCCACCCGUUCCAGAGAUUUACCGAAAAGUGUCUGAAGAUGUCAAACUCGAUGACUACACUAUUCCUAAGGGUACUCAAUUCUCAAUCCAAAUUUAUGCUCUCCACCACAAUCCUGAGUUUUGGGAAAACCCUGAAGUGUUUGAUCCCCUUCGAUUCCAUCCUAGCAAUGCUGACAAACGUGAUCCGUACACCUACAUUCCAUUUUCUGCUGGCCAUAGGAACUGUAUCGGCCAAAAUUUUGCACUGAAUGAAGAGAAAGUGGUUAUUGGCUCAAUUGUUAAUCGUUUUCACCUGACACUGGACAAAGCUAACGAAGUUGAGAUGAGUCCAAGAGUAGUGUUACGUUCAAAAUAUGAUAUCCUAAUGCAGUUGGAAGAAUUGAAGAAUUAAGUGAUCCAUGCAUGCAUGAAUACCAUUUGACUUAAUUUGUGCUUCAAACAAUUAUUGUACCGUACAUGCACUGAGCAUGAAGCAUCGCAUGUGUGUAAUCUUAAUGACAUCAUAAAGCACGUACCUUUUAUGCCUUUGUACAAUUACAGAUCUAUAUCCAUGCACCGUAAUAUUUUUGUACAACCACCCUUUUGCACAGCCAUGCACCCUUCACCAUUAUAGUGAACGCUUUUAAUUAACGUUGUAUAGCGGAA
Messenger RNA from Halichondria panicea, 1900 nucleotides. RefSeq names its product cytochrome P450 4F3-like. The record is from RefSeq and is a predicted model, not a curated record. The transcript has a single exon. Gene Ontology annotation, molecular function: monooxygenase activity; oxidoreductase activity, acting on paired donors, with incorporation or reduction of molecular oxygen; heme binding. Lineage: Eukaryota; Metazoa; Porifera; Demospongiae; Suberitida; Halichondriidae. Bases 99 to 1646 code for a protein of 515 amino acids.